AUGGCUGCGGUGGCAUCUCCGCCGCAAGUCGUGGCCUCACGGCCCCGCAGACGCCGUCUUCGACGUCGGCGGCUCGACAAGCCUGCUGUCAACGCACGCCUCGUCCUCGAUGACCACGUCCGGGGCGAUGUCGGCAUCCUGUCCGAGGACCUGUUUGCCGACCUCUUCCCGCACCUGUACCAGCAGGAGCAGCAGCAGAAAGACGGUGCCAAUGGCUUUGGUGCAGCCCUCGCCCGCGCAACGCCCACUUCGACAGCCGCCGCUUCCUCCAUCGCCGAGCCCGACGUCUACCACGUAGCAAUGGCCCCCUGGGCCCCGAGCGCGUCUGCCGAGUCCACGGACUGGACCAUUGUGCCCGUCUCCAAGUCCUCGGCCCUCGCACCCUCCACCGUGCAGUUUUCGCCCUCGUCUCUGGCCCUUCAGAAAUUCGCCGCCAUUUUGCAGCAGGUUGCACCCUCCAAAUUCUCCGGCCACAGCCGCCGCGGCAUUGAGGUGAUGCUGCUCGAUGUCACGACCGUGUCCCUCGAUACCGUCUUUGUGAGCCUCGAGGGGGACCUCGGCAAGCGGCUCGAAGCCGGUGAAGGCACCUUCUUCCGUGACCACCCGACUGCGUCUGCUCUGCAAGCCGCGAAGAGCAAGACCAAGGGCGCAAACGGCACGCAGGUGUCGGGCGAAGACCGUCUGACUGCCGCCCUCCGCGUUGCUUUGGGCACUCUGCAGGUGGUCCACUCCGGCGACCUCUUUCCGCUGCCGCUGCCGCCCCACCCCAUCACCCACGUGCCGCCAAACCCGGGCAAGGUCACCUUCUGCGAGCCUGUCGCCCAGGGCGUGCUUACGCCGAGCACACGUAUCAUUGUGUCGCGCGGCCGCCUGCACUCCAAGAGCGGCCGCCACCGCGGUGCCGACUUGGCCCCCAUUCCUGCGCGCCGCAAGCUGAAUGGCGUGUCUGAGGACGAGGGCGACGACACGGCCAACGACCAGUUCUUCUCGGCCGCCGAAGAGCGCACGCGCACGGAGACCGAGACCGACGCACCUACCGAAGAUUCCGAGACUGGCGAGUCCGAGGCCGACCUGUCGCCCGCCGGCCACGACGACGACCUCGAGGAGGACGACAGCGGCGAGAUCUCCGACGACUCCAUGGACGAAAUGAUCUCCCUCCAGGCCCCGACGCUGCCAGCCACGCUCGCCAGCGGCGUCUCGACCUUGCAGCCCGGCUCACCCAUGACGAUUGGCCGUGGCCGGAGGACGAACGGCGUCGCCACGCCUGGCUCGGUCUUCUCUAGCUUUACCGCUACAACUGCCCGUCCCGACCGGCCCCGCGGCCGCCUGUUCAAGGCCCAAGGCCUGACCGCCCCCAUCCCGCCCGAGAUUCUCCACCCGAAGCCCGGUGCCGACGACGACGAUGAGGCCCGCGUCUACGUGGACGUGAACAACCUGACGCGCAUUGGCUGCUUCUCGGGCGACUGGGUGCGUCUCGAGGAGGCCGAGGAGCCGCCCGUUAACGGCUUUGGCCGCUUUGCUCUGGGCAGCUUUGGUGAACCCGUGGGCGACGAACCGGACUGGCGGCCUGUCCGCGUCUUUGGCCUGCCCGAGGGCUAUUCGCAGCGGCCGGUGACCCGCAUCCCCAGCGCCAAGCACGAGGCUGGUGGCCGCCGCCUGUCCUUUUUCGAGUCGCAGAUCCAGCGCCCCUCUAGCCCCAUCGCCUACUUGUCGCCCAUCCUGCUCGCGAACAUGCAAAGCACGUCGUAUCUGCGACUGUCCCCGCUGCGAAGCGCCCAGCACCCACCUUCGUCAUCCCUAGGUCGCCACGGCGCCCAUGCUGGCCGGUCCUCCACGAAGAUGGGUGCCGCCGCCCAGCCGCCCUUUGCGCAAAAGGUCAUCAUCCAGCAGGUGCGCACGCCUGUGCCGAUUGAAAAGUCGGUGCAGACGGCCGUCGUGGCCGGCCUCAAGUGGCACUUUGAGAAAAAGCUGCGUGUUGUCAAGACUGGCGACUACAUUGCCAUCCCCAUCGACGCACAGCUCGGCCGCACCAUGAACGACAUGCUCCUGACCAGCGAGAACGCCGCCGUCACGGACAUCCUAUCCUUGACCGGCGGCAUCAAAGAGUCGUCGGCCGCCGCUGCGAACGGCAGCAAUGGCACGUCUGCGGCGACCGCAGCAGCAGCUGCAGCAGGGUCGCCGUCGUCGUCAGGCACCCCCGCCUCGGGUGCCGGUGCCGGCGCGAGUGGCAAGCCCACCCUCAAGGCCGACGAGGUGGCGUGGUUCAAAGUGACCCAUGUCCAGCCUCAGCCGCAGCCUCAGCAGCAGCGUCACUACGUCGGCGACGAGGGUGAGGAGGAGGAGAGUGUCUGGGGCACCACGGUGGCUUGCGUGGACAUCUCGACGGCGCACCUGGAACAGUCGGGCACCACGACAUCGCGCAUCCCUGGCACCAAGGACAGCAACUGGCCGUACUACCUCGGCCUCCGCGAGCCGCCCCGCCGUUAUGGCGACCGCGCCGCCCCCGCCGCCGUCGAGCCCGACCGCAAGCAGGUCUCACCUCUGCGGCGACAGCUGCGCGAUCUCGUGGCGGCUGCCACGAGCAAGCGUGCCCUCCACCUCAACAUGCCCCCCGUCGCCAUUCUGCUCGUGUCCACGCAGCGCCACAUUGGCAAGGCCACUGUGGCCGUCGAUGCCUGUUCCGACAUGGGCCUGCACACGUUCACAGUGGACGCCUACGACGUUGUCAACGAGGCCAGCGCCGGUGGCGGCGAUGCCAAGACGGAGGGUGUGCUCAAAGGCCGUGCCGGCCUGGCCAUGAGCUGUGGGCCCGAUUGCUGCGCGCUGCUCAUCCGCCACAUGGAAGCCCUGACAGCCGACCGCAUGGUCUCGUCCAUGAAGGAGAUCCUCGAGGACGCACGUGUGCUAAUUGCGACGACCACGGAGGCCGACAAGAUUCCAGACGGUGUGCGCAGUCUCUUCACGCACGAAAUGGAGAUGCACGCGCCCGACGAGACGGAGCGUCAGAGCAUCCUGCGCAACAUUGUCAACGACCGCGCCCUCGUGCUCGACCCGGAGGUCGACCUCGGCAGCGUAGCGCUGAAGACGGCCGCCCUCGUGGCGGGCGAUCUUGUCGACGUGGUGGAGCGCGCACUUGUGUGCCGCCAGUCGCGUUUAGAGAAGCUCGUCGUGGCCCAGUCGACGCCUGUCGCACCCGCGUCGCCCUCGGACGCUUCCGAUGUGGGCCUCGAUCCGGAACAGCAGCUGAACACCAAGGUCCUCACGCUACGCGACGUGCAGGUGGCUGGUGGUGCGGCGGUGCGCGGCCUGACCAAGGCCGACUUUGACGCCGCCGUCGACGCUGCGCGCAAGAACUUUGCCGACGCGAUUGGCGCGCCCAAGAUUCCCAACGUCACCUGGAACGACGUCGGCGGUCUCGACAACGUCAAGGAUGUCGUCAUGGAGACGAUCCAGCUGCCGCUCGAGCGGCCCGAGCUGUUUGCCAAGGGCAUGAAGAAGCGGUCCGGCAUUCUGUUCUACGGCCCGCCCGGUACGGGCAAGACGCUGCUGGCCAAGGCCAUCGCCACCGAAUACAGCCUCAACUUCUUCAGCGUCAAAGGCCCCGAGCUGCUCAACAUGUACAUUGGCGAGUCCGAGGCCAAUGUGCGGCGCGUGUUCCAGCGCGCCCGCGACGCACGGCCCUGUGUCGUCUUCUUUGACGAGCUGGAUUCCGUGGCGCCUAAGCGCGGCAACCAGGGCGACAGUGGUGGCGUCAUGGACCGCAUCGUGUCGCAGCUGCUGGCCGAGCUCGACGGCAUGUCGGGCGGCGGCGACGACGAGGACGAAGGCUCCGGUGCCGGCUCGGGCGGUGUGUUUGUCAUUGGCGCCACCAACCGGCCUGAUCUGCUCGACCAGGCGCUGCUACGUCCCGGCCGCUUCGAUACGAUGCUGUACUUGGGCGUGUCGGACACGCACGACAAGCAGUUGCGGAUCCUGGAAGCCCUGACGAGAAAGUUUACCCUACACCCUUCGGUGUCGCUGCGCGCGAUUGCCCAGCAGCUGCCGUUCACGUACACAGGUGCCGACUUUUACGCGCUGUGCAGCGACGCCAUGCUCAAGGCCGUGACGCGCCAGGCCUCGGCGGUCGACGACAAAAUCGCCGCCAUGACGGCCAGCGGCAAGAAGCCCAUGUCGACGGCGUACUACUUUGACCACUACGCGACACCCGAGGACGUGGCCGUGCUCGUGACGGAGCAGGACUUUUUGGAGGCGAACCGCGAGCUCGUCCCGAGUAUCAGCGCGGGCGAGCUGGCGCACUACGAGCGGGUGCGGGCCACAUUUGAGGGCAAGAAGAAGGAAGAUAAGGAAAAGGAUCAGCAGCAGCAGCAGUCCUCGACCUCGUCCUCAUCCUCGUCUUCAAAGACACCCACCGGGUUUCCUCUCCCUACCGCCGUCUCUGCCCCCGCCUCGCAUUCCGCACGGCUCGCCCGCAGGGGCAAGGGCAAAGGCAAGACGACGUCGCUUCGGUUCAGCGAUGUCGAAGAGGAGGAUGAGGAGAACGAAGGCGGAAUCGACGGCAUCGGCGGCAGCGACAACGAUGACGACGACGACGAGACUGGCAGUGUUAUCCUCAAUGGCCGAGCCAGCAAGGGCAAGGGCAAGGCCUCUGUGGGCGCAGGCUCCUUCCAAGACCAGCGCGCCAGCGACGACGAAGACCUCUACAGUUAG
Sporothrix schenckii 1099-18 is the source of this 4707-nucleotide messenger RNA. RefSeq names its product peroxin-6. Gene Ontology annotation, cellular component: cytosol; peroxisomal membrane. The record is from RefSeq and is a predicted model, not a curated record. NCBI's taxonomy places the organism in Eukaryota, Fungi, Ascomycota, Sordariomycetes, Ophiostomatales, Ophiostomataceae. Gene Ontology annotation, molecular function: ATP binding; ATP hydrolysis activity. Bases 1 to 4707 code for a protein of 1568 amino acids. The transcript is spliced from 3 exons. Gene Ontology annotation, biological process: protein import into peroxisome matrix.